This is a messenger RNA of Lactuca virosa, 3490 nucleotides long. The record is from the annotation of a GenBank genome assembly. Lineage: Eukaryota; Viridiplantae; Streptophyta; Magnoliopsida; Asterales; Asteraceae.
AUAAAAGAAUACGACUUAAGAAAUGAAAGAAAGAAAAUGAGACAUUGUUAUUUGUUGCAUACUUCAUUUGAUUUGAGUGCUUGGUUUUCUAUACUUUGUCUUCCGCUUUUCAAAAAGGGAAAACAAAGAUAGAUGCAUACUCGCUUACAUCUCUCCCACCGAAGCGAAAGUGGAAGAAUUUAGGGAGAGAAAUCAAGAUUUUUGGUCAUCAUCAUCACGUUUGCAUUAGCAUCCAUAGGCUACAGAUCUCAAAUUCCUCUUCAGAUCCUCGUAAUUGACCUUUCCCCAGAUCUCGAUUCGAUCAAACAUACAUAUAAUUGCAGACACCGGUCUACGACCCGGUUAUAUAGUUCGUUUUUGCAUUAAACAUCUCUGGAUCUGAUCGAGCUCUCUCGCGGUUUCAAAACCGACCCAAUCAUGAAUCCCUUUUCGUCUGGGACUCGUCUAAGGGACAUGAUUAGGGCAAUACGAGCCUGCAAAACUGCUGCAGAAGAGCGUGCUGUUGUUAGAAAAGAAUGUGCUUCUAUUCGUGCAUCAGUUAGUGAUAAUGAUAAUGAUUACAGACACCGUAACUUGGCAAAGCUCAUGUUCAUUCACAUGUUAGGAUACCCCACACAUUUUGGGCAAAUGGAAUGCUUGAAACUUAUAGCAGCUCCUGGAUUCCCUGAAAAGAGAAUAGGAUAUCUGGGACUUAUGUUGCUUCUUGAUGAAAGACAAGAAGUUUUGAUGCUUGUCACCAAUUCACUAAAGCAAGAUCUUAACCACACCAAUCAGUACAUUGUGGGACUAGCUCUUUGUGCUUUGGGUAAUAUAUGUUCUGCAGAAAUGGCUCGUGAUCUUGCACCUGAAGUUGAAAGAUUGCUGCAAUUUCGAGAUCCAAAUAUUCGUAAGAAAGCAGCAUUGUGCUCGAUAAGGAUUGUAAAGAAGGUCCCCGACCUUGCAGAAAAUUUUGUCAACCCUGUUGUUUCCUUACUUAAAGAAAAGCAUCAUGGGGUUCUUUUAACAGCAAUCCAGCUCUGUACAGAUCUCUGUAACCUUAAUGAAGAGGCUCUUGAAUUUUUCAGGAAGAAAUGCACAGAGGUGUUGGUGAAAGUUUUGAAGGAUGUUGUGAACAGCCCAUAUGCUCCUGAAUAUGACGUUUCAGGUAUUGCAGACCCUUUUCUUCAUAUAAGACUGCUUCGCCUUUUGCGUGUUUUGGGCCAUGGAGAUGCUGAUGCUAGUGAUUCCAUGAAUGACAUUCUUGCCCAGGUGGCAACAAAAACUGAGUCAAACAAGAAUGCAGGGAAUGCAAUACUUUAUGAAUGUGUAGAAACCAUUAUGAGCAUUGAAGAUAGUAGUGGUUUACGUGUUCUUGCAAUCAAUAUAUUGGGAAGAUUCUUGUCUAAUCGUGACAACAACAUCAGAUAUGUUGCAUUGAACAUGCUGAUGAAAGCAAUUUCAGUAGAUGAUCAAGCAGUUCAGAGACAUCGUGCAACAAUCUUGGAAUGUGUAAAGGAUUCAGAUGCUUCAAUUCGUAAAAGAGCUCUUGAACUUGUAUACCUUCUAGUGAAUGAAACGAAUGUAAAGCCUUUGACCAAGGAGUUAAUUGAUUAUCUACAUGUAAGUGACCAGGACUUCAAGGGAGAUCUUACUGAAAAAAUUUGCUCCAUUGUAGAAAAGCUUUCCCCUGACAAGAUUUGGUACAUUGAUCAGAUGCUCAUGGUUCUUUCUGAGGCUGGAAACCAUGUAAAAGAUGAAGUAUGGCAUGCUCUUAUUGUUGUAAUAACCAAUGCUUCUAAUCUCCAUGGAUAUACAGUACGCUCUCUCUACAAGGCAGUCCAAACAUCACUUGACCAGGAAACACUUGUUCGGGUGGCUGUAUGGUGCAUAGGGGAAUAUGGUGACAUGCUGGUAAACGGUAUUGGAAUGCUUGACCUUGAGGAACCUAUAACUAUAACUGAAAAUGAUGCUGUUGAUGUUGUUGAACUUGCAAUCAAACACCAUGCAUCGGAUCUUACUACCAGAGCUAUGUGUUUGAUUGCUUUGUUGAAACUGUCAUCCCGUUUCCGUGUUUGCUCACAGAGAAUAAAGGAUAUGGUUGUUCAAUCUAAAGGAAGCCUUCUGCUUGAACUGCAACAAAGAUCCACAGAAUUUGAUUCUAUAAUUGAAAAGCAUCAGAAUAUAAGGUCUGCACUGGUUGAAAGGAUGCCAGUUCUUGAUGAAGCAAGUUUUAGUGGAAGGAGAAAUGGUUCUACUUCUAUUCCUUCAACUUCAAUGGGAAGUAGUGUUCCUAAUGGAGUUAUUAAAACAACUGCUGCUCCUUUAGUAGACCUGCUUGAUUUAGGAGGAGGAGAAGAACCUCUUCCACCAAAUACAAAUAGCAUGAUGACAGGUGGCAACUUUCUUCAAGAUCUUCUGGAUGUUGGCAAUGGCAUGUCCCCUUCUUCAUCACAACCAGUUACAAAUGCAAACCAGGCUCAAAAAAGUGGCACAGAUGUUCUGCUGGAUCUACUGUCAAUCGGAUCACCUCCUCAUCAAAAUGGUUCAUCUACACCACAUGAUGAUAUAUUAUCGAUAAAUCAAGAUAACAAUAAUAAAACUUCAGUUACUCCAUUAGGCAGCCUUUCAUCACCUUCACCUAUGAUGGAUUUAUUAGACGGAUUUGGUCCUACCCCUCCACCACCUAAAAACGAUGCUCCUGCUUAUCCAACAUUAGUUGCUUUUGAGAGCAGCUCUUUAAGGUUAAUGUUCAACUUUACUAAACAACCUGGGAAUCCACAAACAACCGAGAUUGAAGCAAACUUCACAAACAAGUCUUCCAAUGUCUAUUCAGACUUUGUUUUCCAAGCAGCAGUACCAAAGUUUCUUCAGUUGCAUUUGGAACCUGCUAGCAGUAACUCUCUUCCUGGAAGUGGUAAUGGCUCAAUAACACAAAAGUUACGAGUUACCAACACUCAACAUGGCAAGAAAGCAAUCAUUAUGCGCAUAAGAAUAAGUUACAAGUUGAACAACAAAGACAUGUUGGAAGAAGGACAAAUCAGCAACAUCCCUCGUGAGAUAUGAUAACAUUUUUCACUCUCUUCUAUCACCAUCUCUAGUGUUUAUCACAAGUUUUGGUUUGAUGAUAAUAUAUAUAUCAUAUUUUUUGCAAACGGGAUUCUUACUUAAGGAUUCAGAGCUUGUUGGAUUUGUACAUUAAGAAGGGAAUUGUGGGUAAUGAAUUUUUCAGUUUUGUCAUGAUAGGAGGAGCUCUGAGGUUUCACAUGUUUUUUUUGAAUUGUUAUUUGUUGAAAAAAAAAAAAAAUUCUAGUUGUGUAAAAUAGAUGGUAUUGUUUUUUUUUUUUUAGCCAUGGGAGUUUUGAAGUAUUUGUGGAAUUGGAUAAUGGAAUUGAAAUUAUCCGGGAUGCAGUGUGUAUGUAAUGUUUGUUUUGAGCAUGAAUGUAAAAGGGUCUGGUAAUUUUAUGUUUAGCAGUAUGUAAUUUGAAACUUGUAAAAUGCAAAAUACUUCUAC